GACAGUUUGGGCUUUUCGUGCGUGUUUUUUUUUUCUUUAGUUGAACAAUAAAAGAUGGCGUCGUGCGAACGCUUGUUGUUCCUAUUGAGAAGGAAAGUGGCAAAAGAAAGGUUCAUUUAGAGAUAGUUGUACAUUUAUUCAAUAAAGAAGUGUAACUUGUGUUGAUUUGACCUGAAUUACACGGGAAUGCUAGAGCGUUUGGGUGACUAUGUUGAGAUCCACCGGGUUUUUCCGUGGGAUUGACUGCCCGUUUUACAGCGAGAGCUAUAACGGGAAGAUCGUCAAAAAUGGGUGCAACCGACCGUACUGUCACUUCAGACACAGCAACCAGAGAAGGACUUCCUAUGGAUCGUUUGAAGUCAGAAAAACUAAAGAACUCUCUUCAAGUACAAAUGAAGAAUGUUACGACCCAUUCAGCCCCGAGGUAGUGCUACCAGAAGACAAUCGCAAUGAGGAACCAGAGGUCAAGCCUCGAGCAGGCUCUCCCAUGGAAGUGGGCGCCAUGGAGCUCGAACUGGUCAAUCGCGCCAUCCAGGCCGUUCAGUGUGAGGUGGAGAGAGAGAAGAGGAGACUCUCACAUAUUGGGGACCAGGAAUACAAGCCCACGGCAAACUCUGCCACUGUGGCAACCAAACGGAAAAAGCCCACCCCUGUGGCUUCUCAUCAGGGUUACGACCCUGGGUGUUAUCAGAUGACACAAGGGGCUGAUUACAGUCCCACUCCUCGCUCCAAUAAAUAUAUCUUGGACUCGGAAAGUGAGGACAACCAUGGUAGUUCUCUGGAGUAUGUGCCCAAAACUGUCAGCAAAACAGCGAAAAAAUCGUUAAUUUUCAGCCCGACUUCCCGCUCCUCCAGUCUUCCCUCUAGCCCUCGAAGCUCCACUUCUGUGAAGUGCAAGUACACACUUGACACAUCCAAACCCCACACCGACAUGGAAUAUGACCCUCUAUCCAACUUCUCAGCCAAACUGGCCAGCAAAAACAAGGGCCGGAGGACACUUACCACUGAGGCAGAGACUAAGAAGGCUUCCCUGCCGACAAGUAAGAGGAAGCAAUCUAUGGAUGAGGAGUAUGUGCCUACGGUUAAAAAACAGCGGCCACAGCAACCGGUGGUGGACAGUCAGAAGUACUCCGCUUGUUUCUCGGAGUCUGACGGGGAGAGCUCCGGGAUGGAGUACCGGCCGACACUGCUCAGUCACAUGCAGCGAAGGAAAUUCAGAAGUGCUUCGGUCGAGGAUGGCACUCAGAGAAUCUCAGACGGGAAGGGCGACAUCACCGCCUCAAGGGUUCUAAAGCAGCAGAGGAACCAUAACUCCAGGCCAGAUCAAGGUUCCUCACACGGGGAGUCGGAGGACCUGGAGGAGUGCUUGGAUCAAGAACAGCCCAGAGAGAAGGUUCCUGAAAAGAAAGCGAAAGAAAAAGACAGUCAAAAGAAGAGCAGUAAGAACGGAGAAGAGAAAAGAGAAGAGAAACGGUCUUAUGGAAAAAGCAGUAGUGAGAAGGAGAGGACAGAGAGUUCCACCCGUGAUAAAAAAAAGAAACUUAGUUCAGAGAGCAUAAAGAAGACUGACAGGACAGAGGAUAAAAACAGACUGAAGGAUAAAGCUGCAUACAAGAGCAGGAAGGAUGAUAAGAGCACUGACAUCAAGAGCAAGAGUCUUGAGAAGGUCAAAGGUGAGUCGGGCCACAAGGACAAGGAGAGAAGCAGCGAGGUCAAGAAGCAUAAGUCAGACAAGACCCAUGAGAAGGACUCAUCCAAACACAAGGAUCAAAAGAACGGCAAGCUUCACUCGGCCGGGAAAGAGAGGGACCGAAGCAAAUUAAGCCAAGGAAGCAUGUCGAGCAGCAAGGACAAGGGCAAGAAAAGCAGCUUGUUGUCAUCCAGCAAAGAGACUAAGGCAGGUAGGCAGAAACAGAGGUCUCUGAGCCACGUGGAUCUGUUUGGAGAUGAGAGCGGAGAGGGGGAAGAGCAAGAGGAGGAAGAGGAGGAGAACAUCGUGAGGAAGUCGGCCACCGCGCACAGGCGGACAAGCCUGUUGAGCAGCAAGAGGGAUGUGGUCGAUCUCAGUCGCUCGUCUUCUGAGGAUGAAAUCGGACAGGAAGAUGACCGGAGCGACUAUGAAGAUGUUGAUUAUGGCGGUGUGGAUUAUUCCGGCCUGCAAGACGUGGACUAUGAAUCGGACCCCUUGGAGGAGUGCUUGCGGAUUUUUAAUGAGUCCAAAGACGUCAAAACUGAGGACAAAGGGAGGCAAGCCAAACAGCCACCCAAGGAGCCAACAGACAGUGAUGUUCCUGAGAGCGCAGUCAUUCCUGGACAGAAAAAACGACUCUCACACUUUGGCAAAGCAGAGCCUCGGUCGACGGUGAGGCCUUACCGGAGGCCCACGGCGCAGGAGAUGUGCUACCAGCGUAUGCAGAUAGCGCAGCAGCAGGCAGAGCAGCUAGCCGUAGCGGUGAAAGCCGCUGCAGCCUCCUCGUCCUCCUCCAGCUCCAAAUCCCCCUUUCCUGGGGAGAGGAAGAGAGUGGCCCAUCGGCCGACCCCCUCUGCUUUUUCUCCGAGAGGUUCAUCUGAGGUCAAGCUGGCUGGCUCCCGAAUGUUGUCCCCUACCAGAGUGACCCCCGAGCAGCUCUCUGUGAAGGCUCACACCAGUGCAGGCAUCCUCUCCAAGACCGUGUCCACCAGCGUGCAGAAGAGAGUGGCCCACACGCCCACUAUGAAGAGUUCGUCGAUGAAACGCCCCACCAUCCCCACCGAGUUUGGAGCCAAAGUCCCCACCGUGGUCCGCCAGCGCUACCUCAACCUCUUCAUCGACGAGUGCCUCAAGAUCAGCCCCUUGGAGCCCACAGCCUUCCAGAUGGCGCUGGAUGAGGAAAUGGUGGUGUACGAGCGCAGCAGCAGUAAGAACAUCUACCUGAAUGUGGCCGUCAACACUCUGAAGAAGCUACGCAACAAGAGCACACUGCCCACCUCCAACCCCCCCAAAUACAACGCACAAAGCGCCGGGCAGAAGGCUCAGUCCCACGAGAAGAUGCUGGGGGGCCGCAUGGCUGCCAAGACUAGCUUCACCAUCAACAGGACGGGCAAGCAGCAGGAGCUGGAGCUCACAGGAGCGUGUCUGUAUAUGAAGCUGAAGGAGUACCUCAUGACGGAGGAGCAGCUGCAGGACAAUAACUACCCCAGAUCCAACCCUGAGCGCCCAGGACACGUCAUCAUCCACAACGCCCCUGAGAAGAAGAACCCAGACCCCUUCUCCAAGGUGUGCUGCCGGUGUGGGGCCGAGUACAAGAUCAACGCCAGCGGCAACUGCGUGCGCAAGGAGGAGUGCAACCUCCACUGGGGCCGCGUGCGCCGCUACAAAGUUUCUGGCGGCUGGGAGACACACUACACGUGCUGCUCAGGUGCCGUGGGCUCUCCCGGAUGCCAGGUGGCAAAGCAACACGUGCAGGAUGGACGCAAGGAGUCUUUAGAGGGAUACGUAAAGACCUUCGACAAGCCUCUACCAGCUGACGGAGACGCUGGGGUGUUUGCCCUGGACUGUGAGAUGUGCUACACCAGGCAAGGCCUGGAUCUGACCCGGGUGACAGUCAUCAACUCCGAGCUGAGGGUCAUCUACGACACAUUUGUGAAGCCUGAAGCCAAAGUGGUGGACUACAACACAAGGUUCUCGGGGGUGACGGAGGAAGAUCUGGAGAGUACCACCAUCACAUUGAGAGACGUGCAGGCAGUGCUCCUCAGCAUGUUCAGUGCUGAGUCCAUCCUGAUUGGACACAGUUUAGAGAGUGAUCUCCAGGCCCUCAAGCUGGUGCAUAGUACUGUAGUGGACACGGCCAUAGUGUUUCCCCACCGCUUGGGCUCUCCCUACAAACGCGCCCUGAGGAACCUGAUGGCAGACUACCUCAAACGCAUCAUCCAGGACAAUGUUGAGGGGCACGACUCCAGUGAGGACGCCUGCGCCUGCAUGGAACUCAUGAUGUGGAAGAUCAAAGAGGACGCCAAGGUCAAGAGAUGACCUUUGACCCUUCUACUUCUACCUGUCACCGCUUCAGGAGAGAAAGACUGAAUGGAAGAGAGAGAGAGGAAUGAAAAGAGAAAGAGACGCUCCAUAGCCAUCGAAAUGCACUGUUGGCCUCUGCUCUAAAGGACCUCUUGUAGUUGUGUAUAUGUGGGGACUGGGCACAGCUCCAGGUUGGUGUUGAGAUGGAGGAACCCAGUGGUGGUGUGUCCUGCUGGAAGGCCGAGCUGUUGGAGCUGAGUUGCACUAUGGCUGUCCCUACUGUUAAAGCCACAGAUAGUUGAGAACCAACCGUUUGAGAUUGAUCAUGUAAACGUCAACGCAGCUAACUACAUAGCUGUUCAAAUACGCUAGGAUGCAGGCACGUCUCAAUUUGUUUUCUUUUUUUGUUUGUUUUGUUUUGUUUUUCGCUUUUUGUUUUGUUGCUGUCACGUUUCUUUUUUUUAUGUGUGCAUUCACACAUAGACAACUGCCCAUUAAAGUCUGCCGUAAAUGCACUUACCGGGUCAUUUAACUUGUGUUCGUACUGCAGAUAGUACUUUUCUUUAAAUGAUUGUUUACAUGGUGGAAUGUGUCGUUGGUGGUUCACAUAGUUGACAAAUGGCAAAAGACUUGAAACUAUUCUAAGUAGUAUUACUUAUAUUAUUACGAUUAGGAUAUUCUAUUAUUCACGCUUGUUUAGGGGAGACUGUAAUUGGAAUACACAGUGUUAAGUAGCUCACCGAGCAGUGCAUUUCUCCUUGUGUAGUUAAACAACGUUUCUGAGGCUCAGAACCCUAGGAAAUGCAUGAUAAUAAUACUGAUACUGAACUCACUAUGGUUUGUCCUAACCUCACGUAGGUAGAACAUAUACCUGCCUGCCACAGUAGCCGUCACUGACUCUUUUACAGAAACAAUAACUGCAGAUAUCAGUAUAUACAGUAAUAAUGGUAAUAAAAAUCAAAAGAAUGAUUUUUGUGUGAAAUAUGGAGCUGGCACGCUACAUUGUACAUAUGCCACUAGGUUGUUUUGUAAGUUUUUCUUUUUCUAUUAAACAAUGUUAAAUGACUCAA
Messenger RNA from Clupea harengus (Atlantic herring), 5064 nucleotides. It is a transcript of the gene rexo1, whose product is annotated as REX1, RNA exonuclease 1 homolog. Gene Ontology annotation, cellular component: nucleus. Lineage: Eukaryota; Metazoa; Chordata; Actinopteri; Clupeiformes; Clupeidae. Gene Ontology annotation, molecular function: nucleic acid binding; exonuclease activity. The record is from RefSeq and is a predicted model, not a curated record.